Molecule: messenger RNA, 2076 nt
Organism: Acytostelium subglobosum LB1
Lineage: Eukaryota; Evosea; Eumycetozoa; Acytosteliales; Acytosteliaceae
Exons: 7
Coding region: 1-2076 (691 amino acids)
Source: RefSeq, a predicted model, not a curated record
AUGUUUGAUAUGUCUACUGUGUCCAUGCUUAAUAGAGUUGGAAAAGAUAGUCUUACAAUGCCUCCAACAACUUGGUUCUCCAAGAAUACCUCGGAGUCAUUCUCAACUUUGUUUGUGACCAACGGCACAAUGGCCGGUGCCAUCCCCAGCUACAUGAAUGUUUCAAGUAUGAAUCUCAAGGACAAUCCCAAUCUAGUAGGCCCUCUGUUAGAGUCACACUGCAGACUUACCUUCUUUGAUUUCCGCAACACUGGCAUUCAAAAUAUUCCCAAUUGUUACUUCUGCUAUUGGAGCUAUACCCAGCAAUACUUUGUUGGUAGCCAAGUGCAAUUCCCACAGAACUUCAAUUGCAGUGUCAGUUUGUCCAAAACAUUCUAUCUCAUCAAGGAUACUUCAAAGAGUUUCUUACUACUUGGUACCAAUUUGGGAUUCAGAACACCAACAACAAACAUGUCAGAAGUUAGUGCCAGUGUGAAGGUUGCUAACAGUCAGAUGUCUAUUUCAGCAAUCGAGAGAAUUGGUACAAGCACAAUCAAGUUCUCAGAUUCCAACAUCCCAAUGACAUUCUCAUGGGCAACAGACUGGACUAAGGUACAAGGAGUUGCAGGAUACUUGAGCAAUAACUCAUUGAUUGUUGUUGUCAAUGGUACAUUCCACUUGCCAGAUUUCUUUGCUUACAAUAUCGUGGUUGGCAAUCAUCCAUGCCCUGUCACACAACAAAAGGUUGAUGUACUUCAAUGUACCAUCACAUCCUUUGUAGUUGACCCAACUGUCACCAUGAUGGCCAACAUCUCAACACCCUAUCAAUCAUUCAUCCAAUCAGCCUACACUCAGAACUUCCCAAUUGUUACAUACGCAUCACCUUUUACUACUGAAGGUGGUACACUCCAAUUGAAGGGAUUCUUUGGAUUAGGUGCAACAGUGGGUCAGAUGACAGUCAACAUCAAUGGAAAGGAUUGUCAACUACACAGUGGCGAUGACACUCAUAUCCUAACACAAGUUGAUGGUCCAUUGCCAGUUGGAUUCGCCAACCUCACAGUCACUGUCAAUGGUGUCCAGUUCAAGUCUUCCAACAUAUUAUACAUUGACCCUGUUACCAAGGAGUUUAACUGUGGACCAAGAUAUGAGUGCAGUAAACAUGGAACAUGUGUUGAUGGAGAAUGUCAAUGUUCGAAUGGAUAUGGUGGUCAGAUAUGUGAGUUCCAGCUCAAUCCGAAUGUUGUCAUUCAACCUUCAAACUCAUCAACCAACUUGGGAAGUAGUCGUUCAAAGUUGGACUUCAACUUGGUGGAGAUACAAGAGUUGGACCUAUCUCGCAAUGUCGUCAGAUCGAUAUUGACCAACAAAUGGAACUUUACCACAUCAGUCAAUGGUUCAUUGACAACCUAUCAUUAUGGAAUGCUCCCCGCCUCAUCAUUGGAGGUGGCCGUUACAUUCGAGUACUCGACCGAAGCAAGAUCACUCACAUUUGGUGGACUAGAUGUAAACCUCGCACCUGGCGCACUCAAGAUGACGGUGGACAUCAAUGAAUGGCAGUUCGUCAACAACCUCAACUCAUUGCGAGCAGUCUUUGCCAAUCAGAUGACCAACUUGACCGAAUUCGAGGAGCCACAAUGCGAGUUUGACUCGACCACCACGUACGACGACCCGCAAUCCAAGAGUCUCUCGUACAUCAAGGUCAGGUUUGAGGACACGGUGUACUUUGGUCGUUUCCUCCCCGUGGCCCUGGCCGAUGGACGCGCUACACGUAUCAUCAACGAAGUGAUCAACACGACUGGUUCGCGCACAUCACAGCUCACCUACAUCGGCAUCAAUCUACCACAGUGUCGAGCAUGCAGGAUCGAUCCAGACUUCUCAUUGUUGAUCGAUACACAACAUGUGGAAUGCCCGUCCGCCAAAACAAGUUGGUUGCUCAUUGCCAUUAUAGUGCCAAUUGGAGUAGUUGUCCUGGCUGUAAUAGUAGCAGUUAUAUUAUGUUAUAGGAAGAAGAUAUCAUAUAUUUACAUGGCCAAGUUCAAAAAGAGUUCAAGUGUUGGCAGUAGCAAACUGAGGUCUGUGCCAUCAAAACAUAAUUAA